GGUGUUUUUUAGUGCCUUAUCGUUUGUUAAGUUGGCUGCGAUUUGGCUGACUUCCUUUUCCGUGUUAGCUGUGAAAGAAAAAACAUGCCGCUAGCAAAAGAUUUACUGCACCCUCUGCCCGCUGAGGAGAAACGCAAGCACAAGCUAAAGCGCUUGGUGCAGCACCCCAACUCCUACUUCAUGGAUGUCAAGUGCCCCGGUUGCUACAGAAUCACAACUGUGUUCAGUCACGCCCAGGGCGUUGUGGUCUGUGCUGGUUGCGCCACCAUUCUGUGCCAGCCAACUGGAGGACGUGCCAAGCUCACAGAAGGCUGCUCGUUCCGUAGGAAGCCACAAUAAAAAUGGGGACGCUUCUUGAUGAACCACAAAUUAUUAAUUUUUUAAUAAACACUCUAAAAACGUAAAGAAACUACAAA
This is a messenger RNA of Drosophila hydei, 416 nucleotides long. RefSeq names its product 40S ribosomal protein S27 (gene RpS27). Gene Ontology annotation, cellular component: ribosome; cytosolic small ribosomal subunit. Gene Ontology annotation, molecular function: RNA binding; structural constituent of ribosome. Lineage: Eukaryota; Metazoa; Arthropoda; Insecta; Diptera; Drosophilidae. The transcript has 3 exons. The record is from RefSeq and is a predicted model, not a curated record. Gene Ontology annotation, biological process: ribosomal small subunit assembly; translation. Bases 85 to 339 code for a protein of 84 amino acids.